Molecule: messenger RNA, 165 nt
Organism: Phytophthora nicotianae INRA-310
Lineage: Eukaryota; Oomycota; Peronosporomycetes; Peronosporales; Peronosporaceae
Exons: 2
Coding region: 1-165 (54 amino acids)
Source: RefSeq, a predicted model, not a curated record
AUGAAUCUACAAAUUAUCAUCGCGACACUUUUCGCUACAGUGGUUACUUGUGGUACUGCGACCGUCGAUCAUGGUAAAAUCGAACCCUUUCCUCAACCCGAGCCGGUCACGAUCUCUGAGAACGCUGCUAUCAAGUUCAAGCCGCAAUUACCACUGAUGGCCUGA